UUUCUCUCGGGAGUCCUGGGCCGGAGAUCCCCCGGCUCUGCUAUCGUGCGUCAUCAGCAGGCGCGGGAGCAGGAAGUGGCGACGCUCCAGGCGCUGUUUCUCUCGGAAUCCUGGGCCGGAGAUCCCCCGGCUCUGCUGUCGUGCGUCAUCAGCAGGCGCCGAAGCAGGAAGUGACGACGCUCCAGGCGCGCGCCGGGCGCUGUUUCUUCUCAGGCUCGGGACCGGCGGCGGCGGCGGCGGCGGCGGCGGCGCAGGGCGUUUUAACUCAAAUGGGUGAUGAAAAGGACUCUUGGAAAGUGAAAACUUUAGAUGAAAUUCUCCAGGAAAGAAACGAAGGAAGGAACAAGAGGAGAAAGCAGAGAUAAAACGCUUAAAAAAUAACAACGCUUCUUCGGUGAAGUUCUUUUGUACUUCCAAAUGUCACAGUCUGAUGACCGGGAUUCCAAACGGGAUUCCCUUGAGGAGGGGGAGCUGAGAGAUCACCGCAUGGAGAUUACAAUCAGAAACUCACCAUACCGACGUGAGGACUCAAUGGAAGACAGAGGAGAGGAAGAUGAUUCUCUGGCUAUCAAACCACCCCAGCAGAUGUCUCGGAAAGAAAAGGCCCAUCACAGGAAAGAUGAAAAGAGAAAAGAGAAACGCAGGCAUCGCAGCCAUUCAACAGAAGGGGGGAAGCAUGCUAGAGUGAAAGAAAAGGAAAGAGAACACGAGCGUCGGAAACGCCAUCGGGAAGAGCAGGAUAAAGCACGCCGGGAAUGGGAAAGACAGAAGAGGAGGGAGAUGGCAAGAGAGCACUCCAGGAGAGAGCGGGACCGCCUGGAGCAGUUAGAGAGGAAGCGGGAGCGGGAGCGCAAGCUGAGGGAGCAGCAGAAGGAACAGCGGGAGCAGAAGGAGCGGGAGCGGCGGGCAGAGGAGCGGCGCAAGGAGCGGGAGGCCCGCAGGGAAGUUUCUGCACACCACCGUACAAUGAGGGAGGACUACAGCGACAAGGGGAAGGCCAGCCACUGGAGCCGCAGCCCGCUGCGGCCACCGAGGGAGCGCUUCGAGCUGGGAGAUGGCAGGAAGCCAGUGAAAGAAGAGAAAAUGGAAGAAAGAGACUUGCUAUCUGACCUCCAGGACAUCAGUGACAGCGAGAGGAAAACCAGCUCAGCAGAGUCCUCCUCAGCAGAGUCAGGCUCAGGCUCGGAGGAGGAGGAAGAGGAAGAGGAAGAGGAAGAGGAGGAAGAAGGGAGUACCAGUGAGGAGUCGGAGGAGGAGGAGGAGGAAGAGGAGGAGGAGGAGGAGGAGGAGACUGGGAGCAACUCUGAGGAGGCCUCAGAGCAGUCCGCAGAAGAAGUGAGCGAUGAGGAGAUGAGUGAAGAGGAAGAGCGAGGAGAUGAGAACCACGUCUUGGUUGUUCCAGAGUCACGAUUUGACCGAGAUUCCGGGGACAGUGAAGAAGGGGAGGAAGAAGUGGGUGAGGGGACCCCACAGAGCAGCGCCCCAACCGAAGGGGACUACGUGCCUGACUCCCCAGCCUUGUCGCCUAUCGAGCUCAAGCAGGAGUUGCCCAAAUACCUGCCAGCCCUACAGGGCUGCCGGAGCGUGGAGGAGUUCCAGUGCCUCAACAGGAUUGAAGAAGGCACCUAUGGCGUGGUCUACAGAGCCAAGGACAAGAAAACAGAUGAAAUUGUGGCUCUGAAGCGGCUGAAGAUGGAGAAGGAGAAAGAGGGCUUCCCGAUCACAUCUCUGAGGGAGAUCAACACCAUCCUCAAGGCCCAGCACCCCAACAUCGUCACUGUCAGGGAGAUCGUGGUGGGCAGCAACAUGGACAAGAUCUACAUUGUCAUGAACUACGUGGAGCACGACCUCAAGAGCCUCAUGGAGACCAUGAAGCAGCCUUUCCUGCCAGGGGAGGUGAAGACCCUGAUGAUCCAGCUGCUGCGUGGGGUGAAGCACCUGCAUGACAACUGGAUCCUGCACCGUGACCUCAAGACGUCCAACCUGCUGCUGAGCCACGCUGGCAUCCUCAAGGUGGGUGACUUUGGGCUGGCUCGGGAGUAUGGGUCGCCCCUGAAGGCCUACACCCCAGUGGUGGUGACCCUGUGGUACCGCGCCCCAGAGCUGCUGCUUGGUGCCAAGGAAUACUCCACAGCUGUUGACAUGUGGUCAGUGGGCUGCAUCUUCGGAGAGCUGCUGACGCAGAAGCCCCUGUUCCCUGGGAAGUCGGAAAUUGAUCAGAUCAACAAAGUGUUCAAGGACCUGGGGACACCUAGUGAGAAGAUCUGGCCUGGCUACAAUGACCUCCCAGCUGUCAAGAAGAUGACCUUUAGUGAGCAUCCCUAUAACAACCUUCGCAAGCGCUUUGGGGCCUUGCUCUCAGACCAGGGCUUCGACCUCAUGAACAAGUUCCUGACCUACUUUCCUGGGAGGAGGAUCAACGCAGAAGACGGCCUCAAGCACGAGUAUUUCCGCGAGACCCCUCUCCCCAUUGACCCCUCCAUGUUCCCCACAUGGCCUGCCAAGAGCGAGCAGCAGAGGGUGAAGCGGGGCACGAGCCCCCGGCCCCCUGAGGGUGGCCUGGGCUACAGCCAACUGGGGGAGGACGACCUGAAGGAGACGGGCUUCCACCUCACCACCACCAACCAGGGCGCCUCAGCCGCAGGCCCCGGCUUCAGCCUCAAGUUCUGAAGCCCACAGCCCGGCUGCUGGCGAGGACCCUGACCUCCGCUGCAGCUGCCACGGUCUUGGGACUCCCCCUCUCACCUGGCUUCCACAUUGUGAUUUUUAUAUUUUGAUUUGUACAUUUGUAGAAUUAAAUUGCAUUUCCCUUGCUGUGGAA
Sciurus carolinensis (gray squirrel) is the source of this 2821-nucleotide messenger RNA. RefSeq names its product cyclin dependent kinase 11B (gene Cdk11b). NCBI's taxonomy places the organism in Eukaryota, Metazoa, Chordata, Mammalia, Rodentia, Sciuridae. Gene Ontology annotation, biological process: regulation of mitotic cell cycle; protein phosphorylation. The record is from RefSeq and is a predicted model, not a curated record. Gene Ontology annotation, cellular component: nucleus. Gene Ontology annotation, molecular function: cyclin-dependent protein serine/threonine kinase activity; ATP binding. The transcript is spliced from 21 exons. The coding region runs from base 418 to 2670 and encodes 750 amino acids.